UGUAAAUUGAUCAAUUAACUUUGUAUUUUCAAUCAAAGAUGCAGCAAAUCAAAGUUCUUUGAAAAAAAAUUCUUGAUAUUUUGCUGUGCUUAAUUGAUAAUCAUCAAAGAAUAUAAAUCAGAUUAACAAUAUUGUAUAGUGUUGCCCUUUUUUUCUUUUAAGAUUCAACUAAGUGUUACAAAGUUGAUGUAAAAAUAACAUCUUUCUGGUAGCAUUGUGUCUGGAUGCUUGAAUUUGUUUGUGUGCUAUUGGAACUGUGAAUAUUAUUAUAUCUUUGCUCUUAUAAAUUAUUUUCAUUUGGCGUAUGAGUAUCAUCAUGGCUGGUUGCUUAGACGGAUUGAAACAAUUCUUUGCUGCUGUGGCAAAUUGGUGCAAUACUGAAUUAUCAGGCUCGAAACAGCAGCCUAAAGGUUUAAAAAACCCAGAGCUAAUUGCGAAUGAAACACUGUUUAGCGUAAGUGAGAUUGAAGCGUUGUAUGAACUAUUUAAGAAGAUUAGCAGUGCAGUUGAUGACGAUGGACUCAUUACUAAGGAAGAAUUCCAGUUGUCUUUGUUCAAGGCUAGCAACAAGCGGAGUUUAUUUGCAGAGAGGGUGUUUGACUUGUUUGACACACACCACCAUGGAGUACUUGAUUUCAAAGAGUUUGCAUCUGCUUUGUCUGUUUUUCAUCCGAUUGCAUCAAUGGAUGAUAAGAUUGAUUUUUUGUUCAGAUUGUAUGAUCUGAAACAGCAGGGACACAUUGAGAGACAAGAGUUGAGACAAAUGGUGGUGGCUACUUUAACUGAAUCUGGCAUGAAUCUUUCAGAUGCUAUGAUUAAUGGCAUCAUUGACAAGACAUUUGAUGAAGUGGACACAAAUGAUGAUGGGAAGAUUGACAAAGAAGAAUGGCGCGACCUUGUGAUGCAGCAUCCAUCCCUUCUCAAGAAUAUGACUCUUCACUAUCUUACAGAAAUCACAACUACAUUUCCAAGCUUCAUAUUUCACUCUACAGUUGAUGAUAGUUGAAGCAACUGAAUCAUAUAUGCCAGAUUGAAUUUUCAUGGCUGCUUUUGAGUUCUGCAAAAUGAUUUGGUUAAGAUGGUUAUGAACUUUGUUUAUAUUUUCAUGUGACAGAAUUUUGCUUUGCCUUUUAUGAGUAGGCAAGGUUUGUCAAUUAAAUAAAGUGGAUUUGAGUAAUUUCCACCUAGAACAUUCAAGUGGUUCAGAAUUGGCUGCAUGGUUUUUGUUGGAUAUAAAUCUAUUUGACAUUAUGGUUUGAAUGAUUCGAGUAAUCUUUUCUUGGUAAAUAUGUUAUUAGUGGGAAGUAUUUUGUCGA
Molecule: messenger RNA, 1316 nt
Organism: Lathyrus oleraceus (garden pea)
Lineage: Eukaryota; Viridiplantae; Streptophyta; Magnoliopsida; Fabales; Fabaceae
Product: calcineurin B-like protein 2
Exons: 8
Coding region: 305-1006 (233 amino acids)
Biological process (GO): calcium-mediated signaling
Molecular function (GO): kinase binding; calcium ion binding
Source: RefSeq, a predicted model, not a curated record